Molecule: messenger RNA, 3132 nt
Organism: Magallana angulata
Lineage: Eukaryota; Metazoa; Mollusca; Bivalvia; Ostreida; Ostreidae
Exons: 18
Coding region: 704-2809 (701 amino acids)
Biological process (GO): proteolysis
Molecular function (GO): zinc ion binding; cysteine-type peptidase activity
Source: RefSeq, a predicted model, not a curated record
UGAAGCAAUAAGGGGACUACCGUAUACUUAGUACAUUAUAGUUAAAUUUAAAUCUUGUCUGUGUUUUUGCUAUAUAGGUAUAUAUUCACUGCAGUGUACAUGGCUAACAAUAUAUUAUUACUUACUGUGAUGCGUUUAAUAGUGCCAACAAAGAAAAGGAAUAUAUUAUAAAGAUCUAUAAAUUUAGAGACCCUGAAUUCAAUAAAUCAAUAAUGAUUUGGCAUCAUAAAAGUCCAAUUGCUUUUAAUUUAUUUUUAGUACUGGUGCAAUGCUUUCAUGGACUUUGGAUUUCACUCACCUGUCACAACAACAAAUGGAGUAGAAAGCCUUAAUAAAUCAUUAAAGCACUUCUAUUUAAAACUGGCAAACCCUGGAACACUGAGCACAUUAAUGAGAGUGGUCAUCCAAGAUUUUCUACCAGAUUUGUUUCAGAACUAUGUGAUGUUGAAUUACAGGUAUGACAAAUCAAUUUUAUCAUUAUGCGGUGGUUUUCAACAAUUUAUUAAACUUUUAAUAUGACACUGUGAUUAGGUAUGUCACUAUUGGGUUUUAUGCAUUAGUUUUGAAAUGAAAUUUAUUUCUUUUUGGAUUGAUUAACGAUUAUAUCAUAUCAUUAUUUAGGGCAAGUUCCAACUUUAAAUCCUAUGAUGCAAGCAUUCCAAAUUACUUGCAUAACCGUCCUCGGACAGUUGUUGAACAUUGCAUGAAGAGGCUUCAUUCAACUGAUCAAUUUGGGUCCGGAGACAUAAUUGGCACAUCUAAGUCUUAUACUGUUAAAAGUACGGAGAAAACAUACCAGGUGACCAUGGGAAGUGAAAAGGAGUUUCCCAGCUGUACAUGUGAAGACUUUCGCAGGAACUUCCUUCCCUGUAAGCACUUUUUUGCUGUCUUCAAGUUUUCGAACCAGAGUUGGAGGAACUUAUCUCCACUGUAUAUUGAGAGUCCCUAUUUAAAUCUUGAUUUUGGUGCAAUUAAUACAACGACCAGAGAGCACGAUAUAGUUGUAUCUUCUGACAUAGCGAAAACUGGAGAUGAAAACCAAGAAAAGGAUGCUACAGGUUUACAAGAGAGCAUAAAACUUCAGAGAGAUGUUGUGGCUAUUUUGAAAGCUUUGCAAAACAAAGCUUACAUUUGCUCAAACAAUGAUGCUCUUAGUAAAUGUAUCCCCAUUCUUAAGAGUGCGGAUGACUUACUGUCAGCAAAUGCUGAAAAGCAGGAGGGGCUGCCACUUAGGCAGGAGGACAAGUUUAGAAACCUGCCAAGAAGAAAAAAACACUUCAAACAGUUUGGAAAGUUUCAAAAAAGAGUUGGCAAGAAGGCAAAGACGAUGAGAGACGCUUCAGUAUUAGACAUAGAUGGGGGUGCAGAUGCUAUGAGUGAUGGGGAUGUUAGAAGAGAAUCAAGGGAAGGUUCACUGCAAGUUGACUGCAAAAGAGGAAAAAAGAAGGCAAAGUCCUUGAAGUUGAAUAAAAAGAAGCAGGAAAAAUAUGAAGAACAUUCUGAUGUUGUGGUGGUGGAAGAAAACGUGAAAGAGAUCAAAGAGCCUUUAAAGUCAACUCAAACAUUUGUGGAACAAGAUGACACAAACGCAUUCAAAUUGGUGAUGAAGUUAUGGUCUUUGAAAGAAGACAAUGAUAUUCCAGUUGCGAAGGUUGGAGGAAAAAAUGUGUGCGACACUGACAUAAGAUCACUUCGGCCUGGUCAGUGGUUGACUGAUAUGGUGAUGGACAGCUACCUUUCAUUAUUGGCAUUAGCUCAAACUGACAUGGGGAAAAAAGUUGUUGACUUCGUUCACACAAAAAUGACCAGUAUAAUUGAAGGUUCUUUUAGGAUAAAAAAGCGAGAUGGAUCAAGAAAAAAUAUGAAGGAAAUUGAGGAACUUAAUGCUGAUAUAAUUCUUGGAACCUAUUACAGAUCAUCUCAUUGGACAUUAGUGGUUGUUGAAAUGAAACUUGGGAAGGUGUAUUUCUACAACCCAUGUGGUGAGAAAGCAGCAGAAAUGAAAAAGAUUGAAAGAAAUUGGAGGAAAUAUAUUGAAGAUUUGCAAACUUUAUUGGGAACUUCUCACAUCCCACCUAGAGAAUGGAGUGUUACAUCUGUUGCCCACUCAAAACAACGGGAUUCAUAUAAUUGCGGAGUGUAUUGUUUAAUAUUUGCAGAGAAGCAUUUAUCAAACAAAUUUGAAGAUCUGAAUUCCAUCAAUGAAUCUGAUUUAAAGACAAUGAGGAUGGCAGUUGCAAAACAUUUAAUGCUGUAUGAAGUGUAUCUGACUGGUUGCUGUCCAAAAUGUGGAUUUGACAUUGGGACUGAGGAAUUUAUCAAAUGCAAGACAUGCCACAGAGCUUUUCAUUUUCGAAGUUAUUGCAUUGAAGAGGAACUUAAGAGUUUGGGAGAGUCUGAGAGGUUUCAAUGUAGACUCUGCAAAAUAAAUUGGCCAGUUCUUAAAGACAGAACAGAAGAAGAGCAAGGGUCAGAAGAAGAGCAAGGGUCAGAAGAAGAGCAAGGGCCAGAGGAGCAAAGGCCAGAGGAAGGGUCAGAAGAAGAGCAAAGGCCAGAGGAAGGGUCAGAAGAAGAGCAAGGGCCAGAGGAGCAAAGGCCAGAGCAACGUUUGGAAAAAGAGCAGGGGCCAGAAGAAGAGCAGGGGCCAGAAGAAGAGAAAGAAGUACAAGACAAGGCAGUCUUUGUGGAUGGAAAAGAAUUGGAGCUUGAGAAUCCAACAGAGAACCUUAAAGGAGAAGAAAAGAGAUACUUCUUUCGAGCAAAUGCUGGGCAAAUAUCCAACUUCAGGAAAGAGAGAAAAAAUGGAUAAAAAAAUACCUAAUACAUGUGGAACAGAUUCCGAGGAGGAAAAUUUGGGAACAUCAGCAGUGGAUUUGUCCUUUAUUAAAAAGCAGGUAAUUAUUCAUCAUUCAAAUCCUAAUUCCGGACAAGUUUAUUGAAUCAAGUGAUUUAUGAUUAUCUUAUAUCGUCAACUGCAUAUUUUUGCACUGAGAAUAUAAUGAUGUUUAUAAUUAAUUUAAUAUGCAUGUACUGUAGAAUCAUCUAAAUCAUUGAGGAUUGUCGACAUUUUAUAAUUCAUUGAGAUGUAAUUUCAUGGGUUUGUUUCUUUGCAUAAUAGAUAAAGAUAUGUUU